GUAUUGCGGGUCAAGUAAAUGAGAGACCUUGCUUGUUAUUCCUGCAGGCAAAUCAGUGAAGUGACCAUUUCGUGACAAUCUAAAACGUCUUAUAGAAAGGCCUAGGGGCCUUGGGGCCUAGUGUAAAGCCGUGUUCGAUAACCCGUACAGUCCGCAAUCCAUGAUCAGCUCGUAUUAUGGAAACUUUUUAAGUUAAUUGAUACUGCUGAGUAGAUAUAAUAUUGCUGUGAAUAAUUGUUUUACAACCUCGAUUUUAAGGCCUUUUGCUUCAAGUCCACCAUAAUUGUAUAUAGAGUCAAAAUGUCUGCUGAAGAAAAUCCAUUGCAUAGUUCCUUUCGAAUUGACAGAGUAAAAGUCGUUUCUACCUGGACAUUAAAGAAUUUUAGUAAGGUUAUAAAAAAUUGUAAGAAAAGAAUACGUUCUCCAGUGUUCCGUGAUUCAAUUGAUAAAACAAAAAAAUUUUGUUUGAGUUUUUACCCCGUAGGGUAUUUUUAUCAAAAAUUUAGCUGUUUGACAGUACAUUUCUGUAGUGAAAAUAAGGAUACAGUGGUGAAUAUAAUUGAUUUGAAAAUAUCAGUUGUUAAUGAUGGAUCAACUUUUGUUCUUUUGAAUUCAGAGAUAAUGAAAUCAAUAAAAAAAAUAAGCCCUAUAGAGACUCCCUGGAAUAAUUGGGAGUUCACAUUUUAUGAGUUAAAAGAUGAAGUCAAGCUAAUAUCUUCUGAAGACACACUGACAAUUCAUUGUGAAUUGACAACUGCCAGUGAUCGAAAUGUCUUGUUUGGAUCAAAAUUUGAUCAAUUUUCGAAUGAAAAAUUUAGUGAUGUGAAUUUACGGACUGGAUGUGGAAAAGUAUUACAAGCUCACAAACUUGUGCUUGCUUCAGUUAGUCCAGUUUUUGAAGCAAUGUUUACUCACAAGACGUUGGAAAGUGAAAAUAAUUUUGUGGACAUAAAAGACAUAAGUCAUGAAACUCUUGUAGAAAUGCUACGUUGUAUUUAUUCAGGUACUAUUGAAGUUGAUGACACUGUACUAAUUUGUGAACUUUUGGAAGCAGCUGAUAAAUAUCAAAUUGAAAAUUUAAAAAAUGCAUGUGAAAAUGUCUUGAGUACUCGUUUCACAAAUGAAAAUGUUCUAGAUAUAAUCACUUUGGCUGACAAGCACAGUGCCCAAUUUUUGAAGAAUCAAGCAGCCAAUUUCGUUAAAUGUAACAUGAAAACAUUAAUUGAUUCAGAAGAAAUGAAAAACUUUGCACAGCCCCUAAUCCUUGAUGUAAUACGAUUGAUGAUUAAAUAGCUCAAAUAAUAAACUAAUAUUCAAUCAGUGCAAUAAAAAUAAUUUCCUUUUGA
Molecule: messenger RNA, 1346 nt
Organism: Trichogramma pretiosum
Lineage: Eukaryota; Metazoa; Arthropoda; Insecta; Hymenoptera; Trichogrammatidae
Product: speckle-type POZ protein-like
Exons: 1
Coding region: 301-1293 (330 amino acids)
Biological process (GO): regulation of proteolysis; proteasome-mediated ubiquitin-dependent protein catabolic process
Cellular component (GO): cytoplasm
Molecular function (GO): ubiquitin protein ligase binding
Source: RefSeq, a predicted model, not a curated record